CACCGUAAAACUAGCGGAUGGUGAUUCCACCUACCCGCAAAAACACACACAGCUACAUCUCAGGCAAUCAAUCUACCUGCCUGCCUGCCUGCCUCGCAGCAGUAGCAUUGCACCCGCAGGUUCGGCGUGCAUACUACUCCCGACGCAACGGCCACCACUCUCGCUGUCAUCGCAUCUCGGCCGAUUCAGCCUAGCAUCUGCGCACAUCCACAGCCCACGAGUUACUAUCGGCCACCACUAUUUAAUCCGCCCUAAGCGGCGUUGAGCGACUCAUUCGAUUGCUCCCACCACUAGCAUCGCAGCCAUGACGGCCGAAAUCAGCGGCACUCGUGGCUCCCUUGCCAACCUAUACCGGUCAAGCGAGCGCCUAUUCGCCCAACAACAUGACACGACCACCCUCGAUCCCAAAAAACGUGCAGCGGCACAAAACGCAAUCGAGAAGAAACGCGCGUCCCUCGACGCCCGCCACCGCUAUCUACUGGAGAAAUUCGCCGCUAUCAUCGACGAAAAACCCGCUACUCUUGAAAACAGUCUGCUUUUGGGCACUAAAGUCGACCUGCUUAACGACUUUUUUGCCGAAGGCGGAAGUAAACGCGUGCUGUUCUUCUGGCAGAAUGGCUCCGGCACGGAAACCACCCCGGCUCGGGCACCACCGGGUGUCACUGGCGCUGCACUCAACCCCGCAUCCCGCACACCCCAACUUAUCGUCACCAGCGGGAACCGUGAGGUUCUCACCGGCACCGGGUGUUUCUUCCUCCGCACAUCCACUAAGGCGAUCACACCCGCCAACAUGUUCACCGACAUUUCGUUCGGGAUCUUGACGCCGGCGCUCUUGCCAUCCCUCACAACGACCGUCCGGCACGUGCUCCUCCCUGCACUAAAGGCGCAAGAAAAUUGGGGUGUGCUCACUCCGCAAAAUAUGUCGGCGCCUGCGGCUGAUAAGGAUGAGAGCAUCAAGGCUUUCAUGGAAGUACUUGAGAAAUUUGUGAAUGAUCUUGACGUUGCGAUGCUGAAUCUGGGAGACAGUGUGCACCUGCAUGAAUGUACGGUCGAUCUGGAUGCGUACAAGAAGCCCAAUGAUUACGCUAAUGCCGCACAUAACCCGGAGGUCAUCUCGUCUUUGGAGGCCCUCGUGACAGAAUGGCUCAAACAAAUCGACGCAGUCCUCGCCGAAUCCGAGCAAAUGCGCAAGGAGGCCGAUGAUAUUGGGCCUAACGCCGAGCUGGCGCAUUGGAAAGCUCGAAUGGUGAAAUUCAACAGCAUCACUGACCAGCUCCGCAGUCCCGUCUGCAAGAAGGUCGUUGGUAUUUUGCAUGCGUGCAAAAUGAGCAAAGGGUUGUUGAAGAGCUGGAAGGAGGUUGGGGAUCGCGUUACGGAUGCUGCUAAUGAGAGCAAGGACAACGUCAAAUACCUUUACACCCUGGACCGCUUCUGCGAGCCACUCUACCGCUCGGACCCGAUCUCCAUGAUCCCCGCCAUCCCGGGUCUGAUCAACGCCAUCAAGAUGAUCUACUCCAUUUCGCGCUACUACAACACCUCCGAGCGCAUGACCAGCCUGUUCGUCAAGAUCACCAACCAGAUGAUCACGAGCUGCAAGGAGUACAUCUACCGUGAUGGCACGAAGCUGUGGGACCAGGACCGCAAGGUGCUGGUACAGAAGCUGGGCGAUUGUUGUCGGUUGAAUGAGGCUUAUCAGAGGGUUUUCCAUGAGAUUAAGCGCAAACUAUCCGAAACACCCUCCGAGAAACAAUUCGACUUCUCGGAAAUGUACAUUUUCGGCAAAUUCGACGCCUUCUGCAAACGCAUCCAGAAGGUCACCGACAUGUUCUCCAUCAUCGAAAAGUUCUCGCUGCUGGAACAUCUUGGUGUCGAGGGCAUGGACGGGAUCAUUAAGCGCUUUUCCAAUGUGCUGAUUCAGUUGCAGAGGAAGGGAUAUGAUAUUUUGGAUCAUAGGAAGAUGGAGUACGACACCGACUACAACACCUUCAAGAAGCAAAUAUCGGACCUCGAGUCCACGCUCCAACAAUUCAUCGACGCCUCCUUCGAGCGGAUCAACAACACCGAAGCCGCGCUCUCCCUCCUCUCCAAGUUCUCCCAGAUCAAAGACAUGGCGCUCAACCUCGAGUCCAAAUACAACCAAGUCUUUGCCCACUACACGCGCCGGGACCUCGAAGGCGUGCGCAAGCUGUACACUAAGCAAAAAGAGAACCCACCGAUCCCGCGGAACACUCCACCGGUCAGCGGGGCCAUCGAGUGGGCGCGGCAGCUCUACCGUCGCAUCGAAUCGCCCAUGCGGCAGUUUAAGGAAAAUACCUCCGUGCUUGAAUCCGCGGACGCCAAGAAGCAUAUCCGUAAUUACAACAAGCUCGCGCGCGCGCUGAUCGAGUUCGAGUUGUUGUGGUACCGGUCGUGGUACAAUGUCGUCGAUGAGGCCAAGACCGGGUUGCAGGCGACGUUGCUGGUUGCGGACGCCGAUGGGAACCUGUAUGUCAAUUUCGACCCGCAGAUCUUGCAGCUGAUCAAGGAGACGAAGCAUAUGCAGCGGUUGGGGCUCGAGGUGCCGGAGUCUAUCCGUAAUGUGUGUCUGAAGGAGAUGUACUACAAGGGCCUGUACAGCGGGCUCGUGUCGAUCCUGCAGACGAAGAAGAGGGUGCUGGACAAGGUCUCGAAUGUCUUGCGCAGGGCAUUGGUCCCGCAUAUUGAGGAGCUGGAUAGAUGUCUGCAGCCCGGGUUAACAGCGUACACGUGGACGUCACUGAACCUGGACGAGUAUCUCGGCAAAAACAACGCCCAGCUGGGCAAGCUGGAAGAAUUAGUCGAUAAAGUGUUGGACAUCAUCGAAGUGCGCAUCGACCAUGGCGUCAAGCGCAUCGCGGAACUCUCCAUCUGCGAAGUACCCUCGGAGAACGAGCAAUGGACGGUCGACACCUUCCUCGAGAAGACGGAGGAGCGUUGCGGUGUCGUUGUUGGUUUGAUCAACAACCGCUCAAAUCUGAUCGAGAGCGCUACCCGCGACAUCAUCGACGAGCUGACCAAAGGCGUCACUACACCCAUCGGCCCCGAGUUGAAACUUGCACAUGAGGCGGUGUAUUUCUACUUCAAUUACCAGAACAUCGAGGCCCUCGUGCAGUGCACCAAGGGCUCGCUUGAUUUGCUUCGAUCACGGUUAGGGACAUACACCGGAAUUCAGUUCAACCGGAGCGUGCAUCAGAAGCCGUUCUUUCGCGCCGAGUUGGUUCUCAACAUCCCUAAUGUCGUCUUGCAACCCAAGCUCGAGGACAUCCAAACGGCGAUCAACAAAGCCGGCGGCAUGAUUGUGGAAAUUGCCAAGAAGCUGACGUUGAACUGGAAGACGUUCCUUUCGCCGACAGACGGGUAUGAGCACACCACGCCUCGCUCGCCGGAGGACACGGCCCAGGUCGCCAACAACAAGGAUGUGUUCAAGGCGCUGACGACGCUAAGCUCGACUGUCAACUCGAUGCGGAAGGAAAUCGAGACGCACCGCGAGGCAUCGGGCAAGUACGAUUUCCUAUGGAAAGACGACAAAACCGAGACGAUCCAGAACUUCCUCAACUCUAACCCAACCAUCUCCGAUUUCGAAUCCGAGAUCAACCGGUACGAAGGGAUCGAGAAGGAGAUCAACGAGAUCCCCAAUUCCACGCAAAUCGGUUUGCUCCUCGUCUCGUCCGAACCACUGAAACUGGCGCUGCUAGCUGAGACCAAGGAGUGGAAACAGCAGUAUGGUCUGAACCUGAACCGGAAGGUCAAGACGGACAUGGAGCAGCUCAUGGAGUACAUGGAAAACAAGACCAUGCGGCUUAGUCGGAAGAUCUCCGACAUCGACGAUCUGCGCAUGGCCGUGCAGACCCUCAGCGAGAUCCGGGAGACGGAGGUCGACAUCGACAUGCGGGUCGCGCCGAUCGAGGAAGCCUACCUGCUGCUCACGAAGCACAACGUGACUGUGUCGAAGGAGGAGACGGAGAUGGUUGAUUCGCUGCGAUACAGCUGGAAGAAGCUGAAGCAGCUCGUAAUUGAUGUGCAAGCCCAUCUGUCCAAGAUCCAGCCGGUGUUCAGGGCCGAUCUGAUCAGCGCGGUGCAGAAGUUCACGCAGGACGUUAACGACUUUACCAACGAAUACACGCUGAAUGGGCCAAUGGUCAACUCCAUCGCGCCCAAGACGGCAACAGAGCGGCUGAACGUGUUCCAACGCUCGUUCGACGAGCUCAAUCGGAAGUGGGAGACGUACUCCGCGGGCGAGGAGCUGUUUUCUCUGCCCGUGACACCGUUCCCGACCCUGGUGCGCAUCAAGAAGGAGCUGCGCCUGCUGCAGAACCUGUACGGACUGUACAACGAUGUGUUGGAGAAGCGGCAGCACUACAACGAGACGCUGUGGAGCGAGCUGAAACUGGAAGUCAUCAACGACGACAUGAACGAGUUCCAGAACAAGAUCAAGAAGCUGCCGAAGGCGCUGAAGGAUUGGGACGCGUUCUUGGAGUUGAAGAAGACGGUGGAUAACUUGACCGCUAUUGUGCCGCUGCUGGAGAUGAUGAGCAAUAAGGCCAUGCAAAGGCGGCACUGGGAUCGCAUCCAGGGAGUGACGAGCACGACAUUCGAGUUGGAUCCUGAGCAGUUUUACCUCAAAAACUUGCUCGACGCGCCGCUGAACGAGAACCGGGAAGACAUUGAGGAUAUCUGCACGGCCGCGGUCAAAGAGGCGGACAUCGAGGUCAAGCUGAAGCAGGUAGUCACGGAAUGGGAGGACAAGGCCUUCAUUCUGGCGCAGUUCAAGAACCGUGGAAAUUUGAUUCUGAAGCCGGCUGCGACGUCGGAGAUCAUCUCGCAGAUGGAAGACGGGCUGAUGACGCUUGCUUCGCUGAUGAGUAACCGGUACAACGCCCCGUUCAAGCCGGUCAUCCAAACCUGGGUGCACAACCUAUCCACGGCGUCCGAAGUUAUCGAGAACUGGCUCGCGGUGCAAAAUCUGUGGAUCUACCUCGAAGCCGUAUUCGUCGGGGGAGACAUCGCCAAGCAGAUGCCCAAGGAAGCGAAGCGGUUCAGCAACAUCGACAAGAGCUGGGUGAAGAUCAUGGGAUUGGCAAACGAGCAUCCCAACGUGAUCCAAUGCUGCGUGUUGGACGAGACAAUCGCCAACUUGCUGCCGCACCUGACUGAGCAGCUCGAGCUGUGUCAGAAGUCGCUUUCUGGAUAUCUUGAAUCCAAACGCGCCAUCUUCCCGCGUUUCUUCUUCGUUUCUGACCCUGCGCUCCUGGAAAUCCUCGGUCAGGCGAGUGACUCGCAUACCAUCCAAGCGCACCUCAAAAGCGUCUUCGAGAACAUUGACAAGGUCCAGUUCCACGAGAAGGAUUACGACAAGAUCUUGGCGUUGGAGAGUUCCGAGGGAGAGCGCGUGCCGCUCAGCCGGCCGAUGCUGGCGGCUGGAAACGUUGAGAUGUGGCUCGGAACGCUACUGAAGAGCAUGCAGACUACAAUCAACGAUAUUAUUCGGGAGGCUGCUACACGUGUCAACGAUGUGCCACUACAAAAGUUUAUGGAUGAGUACCCCGCGCAAAUCGGGUUGCUGUGUUGUCAGAUCCAAUGGACACAGAUGUGCGAGGAGGCUCUGCAAGCGUCGAAGACCGAUAAGAAGAAGAUGGCAGCCACCAACCAGAAGAUCACCGAGAUUCUCAACACGUUGAUCGAAGUGACCACUCGUGAUCUCUCAAAGAUGGACCGUACAAAGUACGAAACACUCAUCACCAUCCAAGUCCACCAUCGAGAUGUGUUCGAGAAGCUCUUCAAGUCGCACGUCAAGUCUGCCGAAGACUUCGAGUGGCUCAAGCAGGCGCGGUUCUACUGGCAAGAAACCAAAGAUUGCUGUGUAGCAUCCAUUACCAAUUUCGACUUCAAGUACCAGUGCGAGUACCUCGGAUGUACCGAUCGUCUUGUCAUCACACCAUUGACGGAUCGUUGUUAUAUCACGCUAGCGCAAGCUAUCGGAAUGUCUCUUGGAGGUUCGCCCGCUGGACCCGCCGGAACGGGCAAGACCGAGUCCGUCAAGGAUUUGGGCAAAAACUUGGGCAAGUGGGUCGUCGUCUUCAACUGCUCCGACCAAAUGGACUACCGUGGUCUCGGGAGGAUCUUCAAAGGUCUCGCGCAAAGUGGAUGUUGGGGAUGUUUCGACGAGUUCAAUCGUAUUGAGCUGCCCGUGUUGUCCGUCGCCGCUCAGCAAAUCGGAUGCGUGUUCUCCGCGCGUAAAGAGCGCAAAACAUCGUUCAUUUUCACGGACGGUGACACGGUCGAACUGAACCCCGAAGUCGGAAUGUUCAUCACCAUGAACCCUGGUUACGCCGGGCGUGUCGAGCUGCCCGAGAACCUGAAGGUGCAUUUCCGAUACGUCGCUAUGAUGGUGCCUGAUCGACAGAUCAUCAUGCGUGUCAAGCUCGCCGGAUGCGGUUUCCUCAACAACAUCGUGCUGGCCAAAAAGUUCUUCGUGCUGUACCGGCUUUGCGAGGAGCAGCUAUCGAAACAAGUUCACUACGAUUUCGGUUUGCGGAACAUUCUGUCCGUCUUGCGUACGUGCGGUGCCGCCAAGCGUGGCAACCCCGAGGAUUCCGAGAACUUGAUUAUCAUGCGAGUAUUGCGUGAUAUGAACUUGUCCAAGCUCGUUGACGAAGAUGAGGCCUUGUUCUUGAGUUUGGUCAACGACUUGUUCCCUGGAUUGACCGCCAAGAAGGCGACUUACCCGAGCAUGGAGAACGCUAUUGAUCAACAGCUUCAGGAUGCGCACCUCAUCAACCACCCGCCAUGGACGUUGAAGGUCAUUCAGCUAUAUGAGACGGCUCGUGUGCGUCACGGCAUCAUGGUCUUGGGUCCGACGGGCACGGGCAAGACCAAGUGUAUCAACGCUCUACUCAAAGCCAUGACGGCCUGCGGAGAUCCCCACAAGGAGUUGCGUAUGAACCCCAAGGCCAUCACAGAUUACCAAAUGUUUGGUCGGUUAGACGUCGCCACCAACGACUGGACGGACGGUAUUUUCUCAUCGCUAUGGCGUAAGACGCUGAAAAAGAAAGGCGAGACGAUCUGGAUCGUGCUCGAUGGACCUGUCGAUGCCGUGUGGAUUGAGAAUUUGAACUCUGUAUUGGACGAUAACAAAUGUCUGACUCUCGCCAACGGAGACCGUAUUCCCAUGUCGGCAGCGUGUAAGCUGACCUUCGAGGUGCACAGUUUGCGAAACGCUUCCCCCGCUACUGUUUCGCGCUGUGGUAUGAUCUACAUCGGUGUUACGGCACUCACCUGGGAUAUUGUGCUGCAAUCGUGGUUCAAGUCUCGGCCAGCAUCGGAAGUUUCUGUUCUUGAGCCGCUCUUUACAUCUACGUUCGGACCGUGUAGUCAGUAUCUGAACGUGGAACUACACCCCAAGAUGCUGAUCGCGAAAGUGUCGUUCGUUGCGAACUGCACCACCCUUUUGCAAGGGCUAAUUCCAAAGGUGGAGGCCAACAAAUCCCAGAUCGCCGCCGACCAUCUCGAGCGCUUGUAUGUCUUCUGCAUGUUCUGGUCAUUGGGAGCUCUACUGGAACUCGAUGAGCGGAAGAAGCUGCAAAGCUUUAUGCUGACCAACUGCCCCGAGCUGAAGUACCCUCCACUCGACCCGAACACACUGGAUACCUUCUACGAGUACUUCGUGGACGAGGCUGGUCAGUGGUGUCACUGGAAGGAGCGGGUGCCGGGAUGGUUGUACCCACAGGACCAUACCCCGGAGUUCUCGUCGAUCAUCAUCCCCACGGUCGACAACGUGCGUACGGAGUUCCUCAUCGACACAGUAUCCAAGCAGGGCAAGUCCGUACUGCUUAUCGGAGAGCCCGGUACCGCCAAGACGGUCACCAUCCGCAAAUACCUGCAGAAGCUCAACCCGGACACGCACAUGUCGAAGAACCUCUCGUUUUCAUCUGCCACGACACCCAUGAUCUUCCAACGCACGAUCGAAAGUUACCUCGACAAGCGCAUGGGUUCGACGUACGGUCCCCCAGCCGGAAAGAAGAUGCUGCUGUUUAUCGACGACGUUAACAUGCCUGAGAUCAACGAAUGGGGAGACCAAGUCACGGGCGAGAUUGUGCGGCAGUUGAUGGAGUACCAGGGUUUCUACUCGCUUGAUCGCCCAGGGGACUGGACCGCGAUCGUGGAUCUGCAGUUCUUGGGCGCGAUGAUGCAUCCGGGAGGAGGAAGAAACGAUAUCCCCAGUCGGUUGAAGCGCCAGUUCUUGGUGAUUAACUGCACGAUUCCGUCCGACACGUCCGUGGACAAGAUUUUCGGCACGAUGCUGGAGGGUCACUUCAGCGCCGCGCGGCAGUUUUCUGAGGAGGUCAUCGCCAUGAUCCCGCGCAUCCCUGCACUUACCCGCCGAUUGUGGCAGCUCACGAAAGCUAAAAUGCUGCCCACGCCUGCCAAAUUCCACUACAUCUUCAACUUGCGUGAUCUGUCGCGCAUCGUGGAGGGCAUGCUCAACUCGAAAGCCGAAGUGGUCAACACCCAAAAGUUGUUGCUUCAUCUGUGGGAACACGAGUGUUCGCGCGUGUUGCCCGAUCGUUUCGUCACGGGCGAGGAUAUUGAUUGGUUCAGUAAGACCCUUACCAACCUUGUCACCAAGGAGAUGGGCGACGAGUUCGGAACCGCACUAGCAACCAAAUCGUACUGGGUUGAUUUCCUCCGCGAGCCGCCAGAAAGCGACGACCCGGACGUCGAGAUCGAUCUGGACGCCUGCAAGCUGUACGAGAAGAUCCCAUCGUUCGAAGUCUUGCGCGAGCGGAUCCAGGAGUACAUGAAGCAGUACAACGAGACCAUCCGUGGAUCCAAGAUGGAUCUCGUACUGUUCGAGGACGCGAUGAAGCACAUCGUGCGUAUCUCGCGUAUCAUCCGCACGCCGCGCGGAAACGCGCUGUUGGUCGGUGUAGGAGGAUCCGGCAAGCAGUCCCUCACGAAACUGGCGGCGUUCAUUGCAAAGUCUCAAGUUUUCCAAAUCGCCAUUUCGAAGAACUACGGUAUCCAGAACUUAAUGGAAGACUUCAAGUUCAUGUACAAGCUCGCUGGCGCGCAGGGCAAAUCUGUGACGUUCAUCUUUACGGAUAACGAGGUCAAGGAAGAAGCCUUCCUGGGAUACAUCAACAACAUCCUGACGUCCGGAGAAAUCACCAACUUGUUCCCCAAGGACGAGAUCAUUGGAAUCACGGGCGAUUUGCGUGUGCCGAUGAAGAAGGCCCGGCCAGCCGUCCCGGACACUUUGGAAAAUCUAUGGCAGUUCUUCAUCGACCGCGUGAAAGCCAACCUGCACGUCGUGUUAUGUUUCUCACCCGUGGGCGACAAGUUCCGUAACCGAUCGCUCAAAUUCCCCGGUCUGGUUUCCGGGUGCACGAUGGACUGGUUCACGCGAUGGCCUGCAGAGGCAUUGCGAGCCGUGGCCGACAAGUUCCUGGGCGAGGUGGACAUCGUCAGCACGGAGCAGGUCAAGAAGGACGUGGUGUAUCACAUGGCGUUUGUGCACGAUCUCGUCGCGGAGGCUUGCAACAAUUACUUUACGCAGUUCCGCCGCAGGACACAUGUCACGCCCAAAUCGUACCUGUCCUUCCUCGACUCGUACAAAAAACUGUACACGGCAAAGAGGACGGAAGUCGGUGGAUUAGCAGACCGUAUGAACCUCGGUCUCGCCAAGCUUCUCGAAGCGUCCAAGUCCGUCGCACAGCUGCAAGAGGAGCUGGUGGUAAAGGAGAAAGACCUCGCGGUAGCGUCGAAAGCCGCCGACACCGUGCUCGCGGAAGUGACCAGCAGUACAGUCGCCGCCGAGAAAGUCAAGGACGCGGUGCUGAAAGUCAAGACCAAAUCCGAGGGCAUCGCCAACGCCAUCCGGGCCGAUAAAGAGUACGCCGAGUCCCAGCUAGAGGCCGCCAAGCCCGCGCUGGAGGAAGCCAACAACGCCUUGAACUCCAUCCAGCCGGCGCAUAUCUCGACCGUGCGUAAACUGGCAAAACCACCGCAUUUGGUCAUGCGGAUCAUGGACGGUGUGCUGCUCCUCCAGAAGCGGCGCGUCGACCCCGUGCAGCAGGACCCGGACCGUCCGUGCGCGAAGCCGUCGUGGAGUGAAGCCUUGAAACUGAUGUCGCAGUCCGACUUUUUGUCCUCGCUCGUGAACUUUGGGAAAGAUGAGAUCAACGAGGAGACCACGGAGCUGCUCGAGCCGCUGCUGGACAUGCCGGAUUUCAACUUGGAGGGAGCCAAGAAGGUGUCCGCCGAUGUCGCCGGUCUCACAUCGUGGGUGAAAGCGAUGGCGUUCUACUUUGGCGUCAACAAGAAAGUCAUCCCCUUGAAGGCCAACCUGAUCGUGCAAGAGUUCAAGCUCAACCUCGCCAUGGCGGACUUGAACCAAGCGCAAGCGCAGUUGGACGAGAAACAGGCGGAGUUGGACGUGUUCAAGGAGAAAUACAACCAGGCCGUGGGCACGAAACAGGCAUUGCAGGCCGACGCCGACAACUGCAAGCGGAAGAUGAACGCCGCUACUGCGUUGAUCAGCGGACUGAAAGGCGAGAAAAACCGAUGGACCAUCCAGAGUAAAGAGUUUGGCGAACGCAUCGGACGACUCGUCGGCGAUAUCAUCCUCGCCACCGCAUUCCUGUCCUACUGUGGUCCCUUCAACCAAACCUUCCGCGCGCAACUGCUCAACGACUGGACAAAGGAACUUACCAAACGCAAGAUCCCGCACAGUGAGGAUCUGGACAUCAUCAGCUUGCUGGUCGAGCCGACGAUGAUUGGCGAAUGGAACAUCCAGGGCUUGCCCACGGACGAGCUGUCAACGCAGAACGGUAUCGUGGUCGUCAAGGGGUCGCGAUACCCGCUCCUCAUCGACCCGCAGAACCAGGCCAAAGUGUGGAUCAAGAACAAGGAAGAAAAGAACAAACUCCUCGUCACAUCCCUCACCAACAAAUACUUCCGAUCGCACAUCGAGGACGCGGUGUCUCAGGGCCGGCCGCUGUUGAUCGAGGAUGUCGAAGAGGCGCUGGACCCUACGCUUGACAACAUCCUUGAGAAGAACUUGAUGAAAGCCGGUCGGUCCUUCAAGGUGGCGUUCGGAGACAAGGAGCUGGAUUGGAGCGACGGGUUCUACCUGUACAUCACAACCAAGCUGCCGAACCCGAACUGGUCGCCUGAGCUGUACGCGAAAUGUUCCGUGAUUGAUUUCACGGUCACGCAUAAGGGGUUGGAGGAACAGCUGCUGGGUCGUGUGAUUAUGCGCGAGAAGCAGGAGCUGGAGACGGAACGGGCGAAGCUGAUGGAGGACGUCAACUCCAACAAGCGGAAGAUGAAGCAGCUCGAAGACAACUUGCUCGAGCGGCUUACGUCCACGCAAGGGUCGCUGGUCGACGACGAGUCGCUGAUCGAGGUGCUGGCGGUGACAAAGACGACAGCGGAGGAGGUGAACGAGAAGCUGGUCGUCGCGGCCGAGACGCAAAAGAAGAUCGGAACCGCGCGUGAGGAGUACCGCCCCGUCGCCUCCCGGGGGUCCAUCAUCUACUUCCUGAUCGCCGAGAUGAGCAUGGUGAACGUCAUGUACCAAACCUCGCUCAAGCAAUUCCUGCAGCUCUUCGACGAGAGUAUGGAAAAGUCCGCACCGUCGCCGAUCCCGUCCAAACGCAUCCAGAACAUCAUCGAGUACUGCACCUUCCGCGCGUUCAGCUACAUCGCGCGCGGCCUAUACGAGAUCCACAAAGUCUUGUUCGUGCUGCUGCUAGCCAUCAAGAUCGACAUCAGCAUGAACAAGCUGUCGCACGACGAGUUCCGGUGCUUGAUCAAAGGAGGCGCCGCGCUAGAUAUCAACGCGGUGGUCAAGAAGCCGUUCAACUGGAUCCCGGACAUGACCUGGCUGAACCUGGUCGCGCUGUCCAAGAUGCCCGGGUUCAACGAUCUACUGAACCAGAUCGGGAAGAACGAGAAGGCAUGGCGGUCGUGGUAUGAGAAGGACUCGCCGGAGAACGAGUUGCUGCCGAGUGGGUACCACAACACGCUGGAUGCGUUCCGUCGUCUGCUGCUCGUCCGAUCGUGGUGUCUCGACAGGACCAUCAUGAUCGCCAAACAGUACAUUGCGGAAUCGAUGUCGCAGCGCUUCGCCGAGUCGCAGAUUCUCGACCUCGACGCCCUGCUGAACGAGUCCGAUAACCGCACGCCCAUGAUCUGUCUCCUCUCCACGGGAUCCGACCCGUCCGCGGAUAUCGAGAACCUGUCCAAGAAGUACAAAAUCGACAUCAAAGCGAUCUCGAUGGGACAAGGGCAAGAAGUGCACGCGCGCAAACUGCUCUCGGCGUUCAUGACCAACGGCGGGUGGGCGUUGCUGCAGAACUGUCACCUGGGUAUCCCGUUCAUGGACGAGCUGCUAAGCCUGAUCCUCGAGACGGAGAACGUGCACGACAAGUUCCGAUUAUGGAUCACGACGGACGUCAGCGCCAAGUUCCCAAUCACGUUCCUGCAGAUGUCGAUCAAGUUCACCAACGAGCCGCCGCAGGGUGUCAAGGCCGGGUUGAAGCGCACGUACGCGUGGUAUACGCAGGAUAUGCUGGACAUGUCGCCACGGCCGCAGUACAAGCCGCUGCUGUAUGGCUUGGCGUUCUUGCAUUCGAUUGUGCAGGAGCGGAGGAAGUUUGGACCGCUCGGGUGGAACAUCCCGUAUGAGUUCAAUCAGAGUGAUUUGGCGGCUAGUGUGCAAUUUGUGCAGAAUCAUGUGGAUGAGUUGGCUCCGAAGGCGCCGAUAUCGUGGACGACGGCACGAUACAUGUUCUGUGAAGUGCACUAUGGUGGGCGAGUCACGGAUGAUUUCGAUCGCCGCCUCCUAACAACCUACGGAAAAGUCUGGUUCGGCGACCACAUGUUCGCCGACACCUUCGCGUUCUUCAAAGGCUACACCAUCCCGCACCUCAAAUCCGUCGAAGAGUACCGCUCCUCAAUCGAAAACCUGCCGCUCCUCGACACGCCCGACGUCUUCGGCCUGCACCCGAACGCGGACAUCUCCUCACAGACCAAAGAAUCGCAACAAAUGCUCGACACCAUCAUGUCGAUCCAGCCCAAGGACAGCGGCGGCGGGUCGGGCGAGACGCGUGAGGAGGUCGUGAAGAGGAUCGCGAACGAUCUGCUGAGCAAAUUAGCGGAAGAUUUCGAUAAGAACAAGACGAAAGCGUGUAUCGCGAAGCAAGGCGGGCCUAAACCGCUGAAUAUCUUCCUCGGACAGGAGGUUGACCGGAUGCAGAACGUGAUUUCCGCGGUGCGGUCGACGUUGAGUGAUUUGAAGCUCGCGAUUGACGGAACGAUUAUCGUUUCGGCACAACUGCAGGAGGCGCUGGACGCGCUGUACGAUGCAAGGGUCCCGACGGCGUGGAUCAAGAUCUCGUGGCAGGGGUCGACGCUAGGAUUGUGGUACUCCGAACUGCUGACACGGAUCGCGCAGUUCCAGACGUGGUUGUACGAUGGGCGGCCGCUGGUGUUUUGGCUGUCGGGGUUCUUUAACCCGCAGGGGUUCCUGACGGCGAUCCGGCAGGAGAUUACGCGGUUGCAUAAUGGGUGGGCGCUGGAUAAUGUCAAGCUGGCGCCCGAGGUGAUGAAGCAGAUGAAGGAGGAUAUUGCGGCGCCGCCGGCCGAAGGCGUGUAUAUCCACGGAUUGUUCAUUGAGGGUGCCGCGUGGGACCGCAAGAAUAUCCGGUUGACUGAGUCGCAGCCAAAGGUUAUUUACCAAGCGAUGCCGGUUGUCCACGUCUCGGCGACCAACUCGACGGAUGAAGGCGACCCGAGGAUGUACCGAUGCCCGGUGUACAGGAGACCAAGAAGGACGGACCAGAACUACGUCUUUGAUAUCGAGCUGAAGACGACGCAGAACCCAGACUAUUGGAUCAUGCGGGGAGUGGCUUUGUUGUGUGCCACUAGUUAGUGGGGCGCGGAGAAACGAGCGGAAUGGACCUCGAUUCUAAAACAUCUUUAUACGAAUUUUUUUUGGGAAUCAUGUAAAACGCACGCUUGGGAACAUUGCUGAGGUUGUGAUUUAAUAGGAGAGUUGUGUGAUAUCAUGUUGUAAAUAUACGAUCUUUCGAAUGAGAAAAUACUUCUCACAAUACCUCGCCUGCAGCACGUAUAUAACAUCUCAGGGAUAUGCCUGGCGAGGCUCGCUAGGCUCUGCCGAUACUUUCAAGGGCUCGUCCUGACUACUCUAAUCAUG
Molecule: messenger RNA, 14239 nt
Organism: Fimicolochytrium jonesii
Lineage: Eukaryota; Fungi; Chytridiomycota; Chytridiomycetes; Spizellomycetales; Powellomycetaceae
Product: dynein heavy chain and region D6 of dynein motor-domain-containing protein
Exons: 6
Coding region: 305-13954 (4549 amino acids)
Biological process (GO): microtubule-based movement
Cellular component (GO): dynein complex
Molecular function (GO): dynein light intermediate chain binding; dynein intermediate chain binding; ATP hydrolysis activity
Source: RefSeq, a predicted model, not a curated record